Prorocentrum cordatum is the source of this 842-nucleotide messenger RNA. The record is from the annotation of a GenBank genome assembly. Lineage: Eukaryota; Dinophyceae; Prorocentrales; Prorocentraceae.
ACAGCGUCGGCUCGUGCGCUUGAGUCAGGCCGUCCCGCGCCCCCCGCGACAGCCGCGCGCCACUGGCCACUCCUGCCCAGGGCCACUCUUGCGUGCAGCCGACCAGGCUGGGUGCUCAUCUGCCCCGCCAAGGGCCUCUGCAACCGGCUGCGGGCCGUCGUGGCGGCCAUGCUGCUGGCGGAGGACCUCGGCAGGCGCGUGGCCCUGGACUGGCGGCUGAGCACGGCCUGCCGGUGCCCGUGGGAGCGCCUGGUCGUGCCCGUGGAGGGGCUUCACCUGCUCACCGAGGAGCUGCUGCGGCAGCACGAGGCCUUGCGGGCCGGGGCGCGGCUGGCUGGCCUGUGGAGCGACGCCUGCAGGGCCGCCGACGGGGCGGGCUCGGUGAGGGAAGCAGUGGACGCCUUCGACGCGGCGCAUGCGAGCGCGUUCCGCAGCGGGCUGGCCCACUUCGUGGACACGCACUCGCCCGCCUGGCGCGGCAUGCCGCGCCUCAAGGGGCGCAAGCCGGGCGCGCUGCCGGCCUUCCUCCGCGCGGGCUGCAUCGCGGUGCGCGCCUACAGUGCCCUUUCUACCCGGCGCUCCCCGACGACCGCGCCGCCGCCGCCGAGGAGCAGUCGCGCAAGCUCAACCAGCUCCGGCCGGCGCCCGCCGUCGCCGACCGCCUCUGGGAGUUGCCCCCCCGGACCGUCGGCGUGCACGUGCGGCGGACGGACCACAAGACGUGCAUCCUGCACUCCCCCGACGAGCUCUUCUACGCCGAGAUGGACCGCAGGCUCGAGGACGGUCUCCCUGGAGGAGCCGCGGUGGAGGCCUUCUUCGUCGCGACGGACGACCCGCAGGUG